AUGGCCGAAGAUAACAUUGAAGUUCGUUUUGCUGUUGUAGGCAAUGUUGAUGCUGGAAAGAGCACAUUAUUAGGCGUUUUAACCAAGGGUGUUCUUGACAAUGGCCGAGGCCGAGCGCGUGCAGACCUGUUUCGCUACAAGCACGAGAUUGAAACUGGACGCACCAGCAGUGUUGGAACUGAGGUCAUGGGAUUCUGUGCUGAUGGAAGCGCUCUAAUUGGAUUUUCGUCUCAUGACCAACGCCGACAUAAGAUUUCCUGGGAGCAAAUAAGUAAUGACGCCGCUAAGGUUGUCUCAUUUAUUGACUUGGCCGGUCACGAAAGAUAUUUGAAGACUACUGUAUUCGGAUUAACCAGCCAACUGCCCGACUACGUUAUUUUGAUGGUUGGCGCCAAUGCCGGACUUGUUGGCAUGAGCAAGGAACACUUGGGACUAGCACUAGCCUUAGGUAUUCCUGUCGUGGUUGUCGUAUCCAAGGUGGACAUGUGUCCGCCGGGUAUCCUCGAGGCAUCACUUGCUCAGAUUUGCAAGGUCGUGCAAUCCCCAGGCUGUCGUAAGACGCCUGUUAUGAUAUCUUCAAAGGAAGAUGUUUUAAGUGCCGCUCUUAGGCUGCCCAUCGAACGUAUAUGCCCAAUAUUUCAAGUAAGCAGCGUGACGGGACAUCAUCUUGACCUGCUAAGUCUGUUUAUGAACUUGAUUCCUUCCAGCCAAGCACGGUAUGCUCCAUUACAGUCCAAGCCUGUGGAGUUGCCCGUCAGCGAUGUAUUUAAUGUGCCGUUUGUCGGAACGGUGGUUUCAGGUGUGUUGACUUCAGGCAUUGUCAAGGUUGGUGACCCACUGCUCCUUGGACCUGACGGUCUAGGAAACUUUACGCCCACAUCAGUGCGAUCUAUUCAUCGACGAAGAGUCAACGUAGAAUGUGCCAGUGCUGGUCAAUCUGUUUGUUUUGCACUGAAGCGGAUACGGCCAUCUCAAGUGCGCAAGGGAAUGUUGCUCUUAUCGACCACUGAUGUCAACCCGAGCGUGCACCGCGAAUUUGAAGCAGAGGUUUUGUGCCUUUAUCAUUCUACAACUUUGAGUGUAGGCUCAUGCAUCGUCAUGCAUGCGUCUAGUGUUCGACAAACCGUUCGGAUUGUCGAAAUUGUCAAGUCUAGUUCGCCUGAGAACCACCACUCUGUAUCUUUACAUGCCAACGAAGGCUUCAAGCCGAUUGUACGUAUGGGAGACCGUGCACUUGUAAGAUUUCAAUUCACGUGUCGGCCUGAGUACAUUACUCCAGGGACCAAGUUAAUUGCGCGCGAGGGUAAGACAAAGCUAGUUGGAAUUGUAAGCAACGUAGGUGAGCAUGGUAUCAUGCCCACUUCGCUGCCUGAGCCUACACGGAACGUCGCAAAUGGACCAACAAAUCCAUUAACACGUGCAGGGAUGCAAGUACGGGGUGCAGCCUAA
Malassezia sympodialis ATCC 42132 is the source of this 1449-nucleotide messenger RNA. RefSeq lists its product as uncharacterized. Gene Ontology annotation, molecular function: GTP binding; translation elongation factor activity; GTPase activity. Lineage: Eukaryota; Fungi; Basidiomycota; Malasseziomycetes; Malasseziales; Malasseziaceae. Gene Ontology annotation, biological process: translational elongation. The record is from RefSeq and is a predicted model, not a curated record.